AUGUCGGCCCCCGCACAGGCCAAGAUUAAAUUCGAGGAACUCCACAGGGCGGCUGUUCGAAGGAAAACCGGUCGUGGAGCUGCUACUGCUGCUGCUGCUGAAUCCGACGACUUUGCAUUUCUUGCCGCUUCAGCAGAAGCUUCUUGGCGUAAAGCCGAGCAGUACUUCAAUAAGGUGGACGAAACACCGGCAUAUUAUACCGCCAUUUCGCUGAAUCCGACGCUCAAAUGCCAGUGGUACAACGAGACUUGGGCAGACGAACAAAAACGGGCAUGGAUUCCAGAUGUUACGAAGCUUGUUAGAGAGCUCUGGCUAGACGAGAAGGAGAAGGCUUUUGCGGCUGUCAAGAGCCAUAAACGGCUGAAGCUUCGUCACGAGGUCGUGUCAACCGACUUGCCUGCCAUCGACCUUCUCGAUCAGUUCCUUGAGACAGAUGUUAUCCGGCUUGGUGAGGACGAAACCUUUGACGUUAUCAAGUAUUGGAACGAUCGCUACCAUACGCAGCCCGAUCUAGCACGCAUGGCACUAGACGUUCUAGCUGUUCCACCAAUGUCGGAUGAAUGUGAGCGGCUAUUCAGCAGCGCCAAGAUACUGCUUUCCGAGUUCCGACCGGCGAUCGAGACUUAA
Messenger RNA from Hirsutella rhossiliensis, 627 nucleotides. RefSeq lists its product as uncharacterized. Gene Ontology annotation, molecular function: protein dimerization activity. Lineage: Eukaryota; Fungi; Ascomycota; Sordariomycetes; Hypocreales; Ophiocordycipitaceae. The transcript is spliced from 3 exons. Bases 1 to 627 code for a protein of 208 amino acids. The record is from RefSeq and is a predicted model, not a curated record.